UGGGUUACGUUGCCGUCGUCAAUGACAUACACUUCUAGUUAACUGGACGGGCGUUUUUGACAAACAUAUAGGUAUUGAUCUGAUUAGACUGCGGGGGAGUACAUAAUGCAGUGUCUCAUGUGUCCGCUUUUGGUUUUGUUUUGAUUGCAGCUUAGCUAGCUAGCGGAUGCCACUCCUCCGUUAGCAUGCGGCUGCUAACCGUUAGCAGCUAACAGCUAACGGCUAGCUGUGCUCGGCUCCAUUCGAAGCCAUGGCUGGAGACUGGCGAGGCUUUGCUUUGCUGGACGAAGCCGAACUCCUUUCCGGCCGCUUGAAGGACCUGCUCUCCUCCGGACAAGCGUACGUCCGGAGCCAGUUCGGCUUGGACUUGGGUAUGAAGCCCGAGCUGUACCCGACGUGGCUGAUGCUGACCACGGCCGCCGUGGGUGUACUGCUGCUGCUCGCUGUGUCCUGGGCCGCCGUCUGUGGCGGGCUGAUGGCCGGCAGGAGGCGGCGGGGAUGCCCGGUCCCCCGCGUCGGCAGCGAGCAUCCUGCCAAGACCCUCUUGACGACCAAACCUGCUAAGCCAGAAGAGGUGAAGAAAAGGAACCAAAAGAAAGUGCGAGAAAAGAAGACUCAGCAGCCUAACGGACAGCCUGCCUCUGUGCUUCAAGAGGAAGUCAAAGUGCUUUCCAAGUCGCCACCCCCACAGACCAAAACCCGGAAGGCCCCUGAAGUGCAAGCGCCUCCAGUGCUGGUGAAAAAAGCCAAGAAAAAAGCCAAAACGAGCGUCAAAGUAGUCCACAGUGUGUCGACACAUGACGGGAAGGAGCCUGAUGAUGGCGCAUGGGAGACCAAAGUUAGCAACCGAGAGAAGAGGCAGCAGCGGCGGAAGGACAAGGGCCCUGAGGCCCUUGGUGGGCCACAGGGGGCAGACGGUGCCCGGAGCCACGCCGAGGCGUCAUUGAAGGUUAAGAAGAACAGAGCAGAAUCUCAGCGUUCAAGAUCGUCUGCUAAAGUGGACUCAUCCAGAGCAGCUGCGCUGUCCACCCAGGGAGAGGUGUCUUCCAUCAAUGGCGGCGGGUGGAAUAACUUUUCCAUGAAGAUUCCUGCUCAGGUGGCUUCUAUGGAGGCGAAUAAGUGGGCUCCACACUACCAGACACAACCUGAAGCCCAGGCCUGGACGCAGGAGUCGCAAGCGGCGUGGAGCGGCAUCGAUGGCCAGAUGAAGUCGGACCUCAGCCCGGUCUCUUUCUCCAUGCUGCGACUCAACGCUGCAGACCCUCUGUCAAAGUCCAUGGAGAUGCAGUGGACCAGCCAUGCUGACGCCGACGAUGAAUGGGGCGGUAUAAACGGGGUGGCCCCUGUGGAUCCCACGUCCGACUGGAACGCACCAGUGGAGCACUGGGGGAACUACGAGGAGCCCCCCGCGGGGUUGAAACUGGUUCAGCUCAAGGAACAACCCGUGCCCAACAAGGUGUCGGAGGAUGAUAAGGACUGCGAGGAUCCAGCAGGGGGGGCCGCCAAGUCCAAGAAGAAAAGGAAAAAGAAGAAGAAAACAGAAGACGAGGCAACGUCCGAGGCUCGGGUGGUCAACGCAGUUCUUAAACCUCAAGAACUUCCUACCGCCGCCUCCAAAAAGCCCAACCCCAGCGCAUCCUCACCAGCUCAGAAGCCACCUGAGCAUGUGGUGGAGGCGGCCAAGCCCUCCCACAAGAAAAAGGUCAGAAGGGACGCCUAAAAGGUCCUGUUAAACCGUUUAUGCAAACGAUUGUUGAAGUAGUCAUAUGCAAUAAUUAUUACCAGGUACAGAGCUUCUUCUUUCUGGGAUACACUUUUUAUCAGUUUCUGAAAAUAUUCAUAAUAUUAAUAAUAAGAAGAAAAGUCACUUGCUUGGUUCUGUUAAGUGAUUAAAGGAAGGGUGGAUGGGGGGGGGAGGGUCCUAUGGACUUAAAUCUAAUUUGCACUAUUUUUGCUGCACUGCAGUGGAGGUACAACUUUGUAUAAUGUUUAUUUUUUGAAUGGAAUCAAAUCCUUUUUUGUUGUUGCAUUGUGUAUAUUUUUAUCAUUUUUGGGUAACUUGCUUCCUGGAAUGUUGCACUUUUCGUUUACAAUUUCCCACCCCUUAUUAAAUGUAAAACAAAAUUCUCCCAUUAUUCAACGUUUCUCAAGACGUCAUGUUCGCUUUACACGUGAACAGCAGAGAGCGGUUCUUUAGACCGUCACCAAUGAUGGCCACCAGGAGGCACUGUAACGUGACUAUUAAAGGCUGAGUGGGAUUAUCCCCUGAUGCAACAGCACGGUGCGUAGUAGUACUGUACUGACAGCCGAUAUUUAUUAUGUCUCUGAGCAGACAUGGAUCAGUCGGUCUGCUCCAGAAUUGGACAAUUUUCCCAUUUUAUGUGCCGGAAAAGACCACACGCUGGACUUUUCCCCCACCUUUGCACUGUGCAAAAGGCUGUUUUUGGUUUGUCUUUUUUUGUUGUUGUUGCAUUAACCAUGAAUGACGACCUUGGCAGCAGCUUUAAUUGUACUUCUUUAUGUCUUUAUUAUGGGAAUUGGAUUCCAUUGCCUUAACUUGUAGUUGUGUAUAUAAGCGUGCAUUGCAGACUUUUUUAAAAAUUUCCAUCCAAUUGUAAGUUUUGAUGUCAAUUGAGUCUUGCAUGACUUUGAUAAUAAUAAUGAUAGUACUACUUGUGUACAUGAAAUCUAAAGCAGCUUUGCCUGUUUUUGUCCUUGAGGUGUAAAUCCACUGUGUAUGAUAGCUUUUUCUUUUUUUUAAACUCAAUUAAAAAAAACAAAUGGCAGUUUUUCCUCUUUAGUAGACAUGAGCAGUACUGUUGUUGUUGUUGUUGUUGUUGUUGUGUUUGUUGUUCCACGAUGAGCUGGUGGUUAGUAGAAGAAAAUAGAACAAAAUAAAUAUUACUACGAUUGUAGGCACCUCCUUUAUUUUUUGGACUAGGUUUUUACUGAUGAUGGAAUCAAUGUAUUUAUAUUACUUCAUUUGUGAAUGAUUUCUUUAUUGAGGUGAUACAGAUGAUAUUUCUAUGUAUAAAAAAAUACAAAUAAAUAAGAAUUGCUUGAUUUGA
Dunckerocampus dactyliophorus (ringed pipefish) is the source of this 3068-nucleotide messenger RNA. It is a transcript of the gene mtdha, whose product is annotated as metadherin a. The coding region runs from base 251 to 1720 and encodes 489 amino acids. Gene Ontology annotation, cellular component: nucleus. The record is from RefSeq and is a predicted model, not a curated record. NCBI's taxonomy places the organism in Eukaryota, Metazoa, Chordata, Actinopteri, Syngnathiformes, Syngnathidae. The transcript is spliced from 12 exons. Gene Ontology annotation, biological process: positive regulation of angiogenesis; regulation of transcription by RNA polymerase II; negative regulation of apoptotic process. Gene Ontology annotation, molecular function: transcription coregulator activity.